Messenger RNA from Cimex lectularius (bed bug), 3751 nucleotides. RefSeq lists its product as uncharacterized. The record is from RefSeq and is a predicted model, not a curated record. The coding region runs from base 154 to 519 and encodes 121 amino acids. Lineage: Eukaryota; Metazoa; Arthropoda; Insecta; Hemiptera; Cimicidae. The transcript has 2 exons.
UCGGCAAAGCACCGGCCAAGAGGAAAGCGACGACUUACACUUUUAAAGGACUUUUCCGAGACGCAGCAUCAUCAAAGUGUCAAUCUUAGAUGUUUCCGUCAUUUCAACGCGCCAGAAUUACAACAAUUGGAUUCAAUUGAUUAUCCCUUAAAGAUGCACCUCGCCGUCGGGGAAGCGGUGGCGAAGGCCGCGACCGUUAAACUGGCAGCGAUGGCCCUGGUAGUGUUCGCUUCUGCAACGGCCGCCCUCUGCGUCCUUCGCCUCCCCCGAGUCCCCAAGGAGCUCGGCCUCGUGGAGAAGGCCCGCGACGAGAUCGCCUCCCUGGAGAAAAGAGCGAAACGACUCGAAUACAACCUGGCCCUGGCGAGGGAAAGCGCCCGCGAGGCGUUCCUCAGGCGAGAGGCGGAAAGAAACGGAGACCUCGGGGCCCCCUUUUGGCCCGGAUGCGUUUUCUUCCCGUGCGACCCGAUCAACUCUACAGGCACUGACGUCAAGGAAAAGUCAAAAACGACUCUCUAACUUAAAAUAUAUACACAUAUGUAUAUCACUUUAAAAAAUUCCCUAAAUGAGGCAGAGUUGAGAAAAGAUGCGGCGUCCGAAUUAUACAGUACCGUCACAACACGCACGUUUGUCCCGAACCCUGUUUUAUUUCCUCCCCCGUCCAUCAUUCUUUGCAGCCCCAUGCUUUAACCCCUUCUUGCCCAAUAUGCCCCAUGGCAAAACCAAAUUUUGCAAAUUUUCUAAAAAUCCCAUGAGUGUCUGGCGGAAUGUUUUUCCUACAGUGUUUCAUCCCGUGUAUCGCCAACAAUGAUUUAUUUGGCGCCAAUGUAAAAUCUCCAUAUUGGAAUCUUCUAUCUCCAACAUGGCUCUUCACCACACCGCUGCAUCUUUUAUGAAUUAUCAUAUUUGCCAAAUAUAAACUUUCUCAUAUCGAUUUUAUAAUUUAACCCUUUCUUGCCCAAAGUUGCUUCAGAGCCAACUUUAGCAAUUUUGUUUAAGGUUAACAGGAAAUCCCCUGAAUUUAUGGCGGGCUUAGUGUUAUGCCCGUGUAUUGGCAACACUGAUUUUUUUGGCGUCAAUCCGUACUUCUAACUAUUGUAUUUAACCGAAUUUUAAUAAUAUUCGUCUUGCUCUAAGACAACAUUGGGCCAUAAAGGGUCAUGCUAAAAGACAAAUAUUUACACCAUAGAUUUAUUUUAACAUAAUAUUUUUAUAUAUUUCUGGCAUCAUCUAAACAACACACCAGCAUAUUGUUUUUUCCCAAUAACUUUCCACCAGACAAAAACUAAUCUGUUUUUACCCAUGAGCUUUUGAAAAAAUUGUAAGAUUAAACUAAUUAGGAUUGAAGAAAUCCCAAAAUAAUAUUUUUCUACCUUUAUAAUAUUUUUAUUGUCAAAGCAUCAAAUCUUUGUAAUAUCCUAUGUAUUUAGAAUUGGUUGAUAACCAAUUAUCUUCAUGUCUUUGUAUAAAACAAGACAGGAAAUAUUAACAAUCACAAUCAUUUUGAAUUGUUUUGGCUAAGCUGAUGUUAGUUUGUAAUGUAAAGGAAGAACGACAAGGGGCCCAGGAUGCAGCCAUGUGGAAAUCGCCGAUAUCAUCUGUUAGCACAUUUCCUACAUCAGUACUUAAGGUAAACUAAAAAACUUGGUCGAUAUGACUAGAAUAUUUAAUUUAUAAAAUAAUUUCUAACUGUAGGGUAAAGACAUAUUAAAGUACCAAAGGCCAAACAAUUCAACAAAAAUCCUGAUUCUAAAAAUUCACAAAUAAUUAUUGAUUAAACAGCAGUUUUCCAGCCAGCAAUUGACAAACUACAGUAUUAUAUCCUUUUGAAAUUUCAUAGGAUACUCCCGUAUUUAUUUAAUUUUUUUCAGAUUGAAACAUAUUGAUUACAAUUAAAUUUGAUUAACGAUAUUCAAGAUUUAUAAGUUAUUUCAGAAGGGAAUAAAUUUCACUUUUUUAAUUAUUUCAACAGAUAUUAACUUGUUUUAAUUAAUUGAGUUAGAUCUUCACUGUUUUCUCUAAGCGCUUUUGGAUCAAUGCUGACCCAUUAUUUGUAUUUUUUUUUUUUAAUUCAAUUACAACUAGUUUAACCUUCUGCAGUACUUUCACAAGAAAUUUCUUUUCUACAUACUAGGUAAAUUUUAAUUUUUCUUAAGCAACUGUUUUGUCCUGUGCAUGAGUCAGCUAAAUCAGGCCUUUGUAUGGUUUAUUAUUCACCUUUUACCCAUUUUCUAGAGCAAUGUCACUUUUUUCUGCCUUUGUGUGCCUUUUUCAAAACCCAUCUGCAAAUUAUUCACUAUUUUCAAGUCCAGGGCCAGGUCAUCGUAUCAAUGAAUUCUCUGACUCCGCUCUCCCUCUCGCUAAACCUACUAAACGCAUCCACCAUGCAGAUGUUAUGUCCUAAAAUCCUCAGAAAUCAACCCAAAAAAUCAAUAGUGUACAUUUCAGUGAUUUACAGUGCAAUAUUUCGCACAACCUAUUUCCCCAUCCAGUGGAAACUAUCUUCAAUGCCCCCAAUGCCAAAACCACACAAACCCCCUGUCCCAUCCAUAGACCAACAAUCCUCCUUCCUAUUUUAUCGAAAAUCUUUGAACUACUACUCUUUAAAAGACUAAUACCAUUUGGUCAACACUGAAAAUUUAACUCCUCAUCAUCAUUUUGGAUUCCAACUUCUCCAUUCCACUGUUCACUGUUCAGAAGUGCUUUAGAAUAGUUGAUACACAUCAUCAACUCUAGAAAACACGCAAUACUGCUCAGCCGUAUGUGUGGACAUUAGAGAAGCAUUUGACAGAGUGUGGUACUCCGCCCUCCUUUAUAAGUUAAAAUGUAUCCUUCCUCACACAUACUAUUUUAUCUGGAUGUCCUUCUCCCAGAUUAACUGUUUAAUGUGAGAAUCAGCACCAAUUUUUCAAUCACCACAACAAUCAAAGCUGGCGUUCCACAAGGAAGUAUCCAGGGCCCAAUUCUCUUCACCAUCUACACUCUCACAACCUACGCAACAACACUGCAAUCUUAUCAACUGGAUCAAAAAACCUGCCCGUGUGUACAUUAGCAAUAAGAUAAUAUAGCCAUCAAACCAAAUCCCGAACCAUGGGCUUUACUUAUAUAGCAGAAUUACACGUAACCCAGAUUAAAAUGACAAAAACUUAAAAAAAGAUAUGGACUACUCAGACACCUGACCAAAAUCAACACUAAGCAUACAUAACAAACUAACCACUUACAAAACACUCAUCAGACCUGUUUGGACUUACAGAGUCAAACUGUGUGGCCAAAUCAUCCAACAUCCAAUGAAUUCAAUCCAAAGUUCUCCGCCAUACCCUUAAUGCUACGUCUCCAAUCAGACGAUCCGUCAAGAUCAUAAGAUCCCAUUCUUGAAAGAUCUUAUCCACAUAUGCUUCCUCAAUUUCCACUCUAACCUAUCCCUCCUCCCUAACCACAAACCCUCUUUCUUCAAUACCUCACGCUUACAAUCCUCCACGUCAAUGGCUUCGUGAUCUUCUAUCUUGACCCUCCCAAGUAAAUAAAAGAGAGUUCCAGGACUGGUUAGUUUCUCUCCUUACUGCCACCUGUCUGAUGUCAGAUUUUCAACCAAGAUCUCACAUAAAUAGAUUAAUUAAUUGAAAGAAGUAAUUUGGUCAAUCAGACCACUAAAUUUAACGGAUUUAUAACUAUACUAUUUGCUCAAUGUAUAUUUUUUACAAAUAAAUAAAAUUAAAAUUAAUCUAUUCAGUAUGAGUUCAUUUUUCAGAAG